Molecule: messenger RNA, 389 nt
Organism: Pneumocystis carinii B80
Lineage: Eukaryota; Fungi; Ascomycota; Pneumocystomycetes; Pneumocystales; Pneumocystaceae
Exons: 8
Coding region: 45-380 (111 amino acids)
Molecular function (GO): peptidyl-prolyl cis-trans isomerase activity
Source: RefSeq, a predicted model, not a curated record
CACAUUUUCUAAAUAAAAUUGUUGUUUAACCUUGCUUUUCCCUUAUGGGUGUUAUCAAAAAGACAAUUAAAGAAGGUAAUAAAAAGGAUUAUCCGACAAAAGGAGACAGAGUUUCUAUACAUUAUACAGGAACCCUUGAAGAUGGAAAAAAAAUAGACUCUUCCUAUGACAAAGGUAAGCCUUUUUCUACAAUUAUAGGAACAGGGCAAGUAAUUCGCGGCUGGGAUGAAGCCAUUCCUCAAAUGAGUAUUGGCGAAGUUGCCGAACUUACAAUUACAGGGGACUAUGCAUAUGGACAAGUAGGAUAUCCGGGUAUAAUACCUCCAAAUGCAACUUUAAUAUUUGAAGUUAAGUUGCUAGAGAUAAAUGGGAAAUCCUGAUUUAUAAAC